This is a messenger RNA of Gloeophyllum trabeum ATCC 11539, 834 nucleotides long. RefSeq lists its product as uncharacterized. The record is from RefSeq and is a predicted model, not a curated record. The transcript has 11 exons. NCBI's taxonomy places the organism in Eukaryota, Fungi, Basidiomycota, Agaricomycetes, Gloeophyllales, Gloeophyllaceae. Gene Ontology annotation, cellular component: membrane. The coding region runs from base 19 to 834 and encodes 271 amino acids. Gene Ontology annotation, molecular function: transmembrane transporter activity.
UCCCGACAGAUUCCGGCUAUGGAGGUUCUAUGGAGCGUUUUAACUAUGAUCCUGGCGACUUCGAAGAGUUUCGAAAGUCUAGUGGUCAUCCGAUUCUUUGUCGGCUUGGCUGAGUCAACGUUCUAUCCCGCCAUCCAGUAUGUGAUAGGUAGCUGGUACAAGGGCGACGAGCUGGGAAAGCGCGCUUGUCUAUUCCACGUACGUCCAGCACCUCGGCUCAAAAGCUUUAACUCCCCCGGCCAUACCGUGUACAGCAUUGCUCAGAUCAAUCUGUAUCCCCUCGGUAUCAACGCGGUCCAGGUAGUAACAACCUUGACAUGGGCAUGGUGGUCUGAUGCAGUCCGCGCUAGAUGGCCUCCUAUGAUUGUGGCAGGGACUUGGCAAAUGGUGAACUGCAUUGUCCUUGCUAGUAGUCCACUGUACACCCAUAUUACAAGGCGUUGGGUCUUCUACUACUUCACGCUUUGCCAAGGCGGCCUGUCUGGUCUGAUACUUGCGUGGGCGAACGAGCUGACUGGCUAUGAUAACGAAAAACGGUCCUUUGUGGUGGCUUGUUGUAAUACGUUCGCAUAUGUUUUCCAGGCAUGGCUUCCGAUUGUGCUAUUUCCUCAAGUUGAGCAGCCUAGAGUGCAGAAAGGCACCAUCGCCACAAUUUUCAUCAAUUUUGGAAUGGUGUGCUUUGCACUGCUCACCAUGGCGCUACAAAAGCGCGACGAACGACGGAAGAAGCUGCAGGAGGUGCAGGACGCAGUAGCGAAUGAUCCUGAUGGUCUGGUGAUUUUGGAAACAUAUGAUCCGUUGUCGCGUAAAGUGUCUAAGGACUCCAAGGACUAA